Messenger RNA from Batrachochytrium dendrobatidis JAM81, 1152 nucleotides. RefSeq lists its product as uncharacterized. Gene Ontology annotation, cellular component: snRNA-activating protein complex. Gene Ontology annotation, molecular function: core promoter sequence-specific DNA binding; bent DNA binding; RNA polymerase II cis-regulatory region sequence-specific DNA binding. NCBI's taxonomy places the organism in Eukaryota, Fungi, Chytridiomycota, Chytridiomycetes, Rhizophydiales. The coding region runs from base 1 to 1152 and encodes 383 amino acids. Gene Ontology annotation, biological process: snRNA transcription by RNA polymerase II; snRNA transcription by RNA polymerase III. The transcript is spliced from 3 exons. The record is from RefSeq and is a predicted model, not a curated record.
AUGAUUGCCUUGACAUCCUUUCAGCGAGACGGAGUUCAGACAAUUAGGGAUUGUCGAGAUGCCUAUCUGAAGUAUUCUGCAACAUCUGAUACAAAUGACGGACAGGGAACUGCACUUGCGAUGGAGUCAACAUUGCCAGACUCAUGUCCGCCCAUUAGUGUACCAUCGCAUUCAAAGAGGAAGUUAGUUUGUAAACCAAAAACUGCAUCAUUAUUCAACACAGGAACCAAUUCAUCUACCAGUGUAUCUACUUCAGCUAAAUUGACAGCCCUUCCCUCUUUAUCUAUGACCUCUGAUUGGUGGGAUAAAGAUCCAGCAAACCCAACUCCAGCUGGAGGCAGAGUGUUGAAAUCGCUUAGACCAGGAAUGUAUACUAAACUUUCCAGCAAGUUUCCAAGACAAGCGUCGGUAGUCAAAAAAGAUAUAAAUGCAAUCUAUGUUGAUACAGACGAAUUUUCUGUUUCGACCGAAAAAGACGACCCAAGUAUGCAAUCUGAACUGGUCAUUCAUGUUUCUUUGUUCAAUCCCAAACGAUUUACUACAAAGAUUGCAUCGGUAAAGAUACUUGGUGGACAGACUCUUGCUGAUCUUCGGGAUGUUCUACUUUGUUCAAGCGAUUUGAUUUUGAUUGGAAACGAAGCUCAAAAUACACAGACAAGGCCAGGCUACUUUUUCAUUGAAAACACUUUUUAUGUGGAUCUUAGAGAUAACGCAGUAGACUGUAGCAGAGUGAUAAGAUCAUGGAUGGAAUUGGAUAAGGAGUCGUUUGGGAAUACAGAGAUCAAAGCAGCUCGAAUGGACGAGACAAAGCUGUGGCAGUUGUCGAUUGAGUUGAAUCAGGCAUAUCUGUACAUGCACCAAGGAAGUUGUGGCCAUCUGAUGACAUUUGACCAAAUUGGACUCUUUAAUCCCAACGUGGAUUCGAAAUACCGCAAAGACUAUCCUAUAUCUACCCCUAUUACUAAUAUAUGUAUGCCUAAAUGCCAUGUAUGCGGUGUAUUCUAUGCCAAAUAUGCUACAGUGGAUGAUCUGCAUACAGCAGAAACUCCUUCCAUCUGGUGUUUGGACUGCUUCAAUCAGUUUCAUUUGAAUCCGUCUGGACAACCACGAUAUAAUGUCCAGUUGAGGGAAAUUAAAGCUGUAUCUACGUAA